GCACAAGUGAGUUUUUAUUGUUCGACGUCGGAUAUGAAAGAUACGGGCAUGACGACAAUCAUGCUCUUCGGAAGAUGCUGGUUGGCAAAAUGCAAUACAUGUAGGCCUACUGCUUUGAUUUACGAGGUCUAUUAUCUCAGUGUGUUUCACAGUAGCUGCAAAGAUGGCGGGUGAAUUCUUAGGUAUGAUCAUUCUUUUGGGGGUUAUCCUCCAACCUUACGACGUGUUCGCUGGUAGUAUCCUCAUGUCAGCCGGGGUUGACCAAACGCACUAUAUUUUCAGCGCCAAAAUCGGGCGGGAGUUGGUCCGAAGGGGACACCAUGUCACCUUUCUCUUGAGUAGCUCCUAUAUCCAUCGUCUCAAUGGUAGCGAUGCAGACUGGUUUGACUAUCAAGUCUUUAAUUCUCCGUACACUCCUCAAGACGUGAAGAAGAUGACGGAUAACUUUGCUCAGGAAUCGCUCAACAACACCUACCAGAGUCAGGAAGGGUACUUGAAGCUUCUUGGCCGAAGACUUCUGGGUUUGAAAUCCGAAGAGGAGAAACGAGAGGAACUGAAACCCACCAAACCCAUGUCCAAGUAUCUGUCAUUCGAGUGCAACAUUCUCCUUGGCGAUGAGAAGCUGAUGGAGACGUUGAAAGGCAGGAAUUUUGAUCUGAUGACUUUUGACCUCAUCAACCCUUGCAUGACUCUAGUUGCUCAGAAGUUAUCCCUGCGGUACGUUAUCAUCACGGCGGCCUCUUUGACACCGGGCCUGCACGACCGUUGGUAUGAUAUUCCCACCAAUCCGGCUCUCGUGCCGCUCUACAUGUCCGGAUUCACAGACUCCAUGACCUUCUGGCAACGGUUCCGGAACGCUUUUACGUGGCUGGGCAUGUCUUCUUUCAUGGAUCGGCUUAUGCUGGGUCCCUACGAUGCGCUGAAGAUACAGCACAACAUUCGAACCGACCUGAACAUGAGGGAAACGAUACGCAAUGCGGAGUUUUGGUUAUUUCACACCCAUUUCGCUAUGGACUACCCAAGGGCGGUAACGCCCAAUGCAAUCAUGGUAGGCGGGUUGUCAGCCGACGAACCCAAACCACUUGAUAAGGAGCUGGAAGACUUCUUUGAAGGAUCUGGGAAACAUGGCAUUGUCAUCUUCUCACUAGGCUCUGUAGUCAACGUCAUGAGUGAUGAAAUGAAAGCAAUGAUAGCUGGUGCCCUGGCGAGGCUUCCACAGAGGGUUCUUUGGAGGUUUCCAGGGGAACCACCCAGGAAUCUCGGUCAGAACACCAAGUUGGUGUCAUGGUUACCACAGAAUGAUGUUCUGGGUCAUCCAAAGACAAAGGUGUUGAUUUACCAUGGGGGUAUCAACGGCAUGCUAGAGGCUAUGUACCACGGGGUCCCUGUUGUGACCAUACCGCUCUUUGGUGAGCACUUUGAAUGUGCCAAUCGACUCCAAACUCGAGGAAUGGCAGAGACAAUCAAUCUGCCCGAAUUAACCGAAGACAAGCUACAUCGCACAGUUGUCCAGGUUCUGAGCAACGAGAGUUACGCAGCCAACGCUAAACGCGUUUCAGCCAUCAUGAAGCACAACGUGGCACCCCCGGUCGAAGUGGCUGGUCAUUGGGUAGAACAUGCCCUUCUAUACGGGGGUGCCUACCUUAGAUCUACAGCGGGUUCAUUAACCACAGUGCAAUAUUAUAUGUUGGACGUCAUCUUUGUUGGUAUUGUCAUGGCGGUUUCAUUGUUUGUAGUAACUGUUUGGGUAUACUGGUUGCUGUGCUGCAAGAUCGACAUGUCUGACAACAAAAUGAAAACUUCUUAAAAUACCGAUGAUGUAUUACCACGUAGGCCUAUAUAGGCUAUGACUCAGUUAAGUUAAAAAAGCAAAUUGCUUGUCUGAAAAGAGUAGUUUAAAGAGAUUUUUAGUUGGUAUUUUAGAUUAGUUUUGAGUAUACAUCUGGUUUCAAAAUUUGUCAAUACCGUGGUGUUCAUUUUUUCUUUUCUUUCUUUUAUUCUGUCUUGUAAUUUUGGUAAAUACUUUUAGCACCAGUGUUUGGAUUCGAUAAUCCGUGUGGCUGAGAGCAAAGAUGCUAGAUAGUGGCCGAAUAAUGGCAUUACUAGCUACUGACUGCGUAGCCGACUCUUUGCACAUACAUGUAUGUAUUAAAGUCAUCCAUAUGCUUCCA
This is a messenger RNA of Acanthaster planci (crown-of-thorns starfish), 2171 nucleotides long. RefSeq names its product UDP-glucuronosyltransferase 1-2-like. NCBI's taxonomy places the organism in Eukaryota, Metazoa, Echinodermata, Asteroidea, Valvatida, Acanthasteridae. The record is from RefSeq and is a predicted model, not a curated record. Gene Ontology annotation, molecular function: UDP-glycosyltransferase activity.